CAAAAAUAACGAAUAAAAAGUAUCUGAAACUGAAUAUCAAAGGAAAUAACGAGGGAAGAGUCUGGAAGCAACCAGCGAAAAGAAAAUUAAGAACAUUCUCGAACCGUCCUGAGGGCUUGACGAUUACCGACUUUGAAGAACACUCCAGAUAUCAUUCAAUCAAAUCUUUCCCCCCUAUAUAACCACCCCUACUUCCCAUUCAAUUUCAUCAUCCAUACAAAAACAACAAGCUACACAUUCUUAACCCUCAGUUUCUGCAAAACUUCUAUUCUUAAAAAUCUUUCUAUUUGAUCGUUAAUUAGAAACAUGUCUGGAAAAGGUGAAGGACCAGCGAUCGGUAUUGAUCUGGGAACCACAUACUCAUGUGUGGGGGUGUGGCAACAUGAUCGAGUCGAGAUCAUUGCUAAUGAUCAAGGCAACAGGACCACUCCUUCUUAUGUUGCUUUUACGGAUACUGAGCGUCUGAUAGGGGAUGCUGCUAAGAAUCAGGUCGCCAUGAAUCCUACCAACACUGUUUUCGAUGCUAAACGUUUGAUUGGAAGAAGAUUCUCUGAUCCGUCAGUGCAGAGUGACAUGAAGCACUGGCCGUUCAAAGUCGUCCCCGGAGCAGGUGACAAACCCAUGAUUGUAGUCUCACACAAAGGCGAAGAGAAACAAUUCUCUGCUGAAGAAAUAUCCUCCAUGGUGUUGAACAAGAUGAAAGAAAUCGCCGAAGCCUACCUCGGCACCACCAUAAAAAACGCGGUGGUCACCGUCCCUGCCUACUUCAACGACUCCCAGCGCCAAGCCACCAAGGACGCAGGUGUCAUCUCUGGGCUUAAUGUCAUGAGAAUCAUCAACGAGCCCACUGCGGCUGCUAUUGCGUAUGGGCUGGACAAGAAGGCGUCCAGUGUGGGCGAGAAGAACGUCCUGAUUUUCGACUUGGGUGGUGGCACUUUUGAUGUCUCUCUGCUUACAAUUGAGGAAGGUAUAUUCGAGGUGAAGUCUACUGCCGGAGACACGCAUUUGGGAGGUGAGGAUUUUGAUAACAGGAUGGUUAACCACUUUGUUCAGGAGUUUAAACGAAAGAACAAGAAGGAUAUCAGUGGGAAUCCAAGAGCUUUGAGGAGGUUGAGAACUGCCUGUGAAAGAGCUAAGAGGACUCUUUCGUCCACCGCUCAAACCACCAUCGAAAUCGAUUCUCUUUACGAGGGGAUCGACUUCUACUCCACGAUUACACGAGCAAGAUUCGAGGAACUGAACAUGGAUUUGUUCAGGAAGUGUAUGGAGCCGGUGGAGAAGUGUCUGAGAGAUGCUAAGAUGGAUAAAAGCAAUGUUCAUGAUGUGGUUCUUGUUGGCGGUUCCACUCGUAUCCCCAAAGUUCAACAGUUGUUGCAAGAUUUCUUCAACGGGAAAGAGCUUUGCAAGAGCAUCAACCCUGAUGAGGCUGUGGCGUAUGGUGCCGCGGUUCAAGCGGCUAUUUUGAGCGGCGAAGGCAACCAGAAGGUUCAAGACCUGCUGUUGUUGGAUGUGACACCUCUGUCUCUGGGACUGGAGACCGCGGGUGGUGUUAUGACGGUGUUGAUACCACGAAAUACCACCAUUCCCACCAAGAAAGAGCAGGUGUUCUCGACCUACUCGGAUAAUCAACCCGGGGUUUUGAUCCAGGUUUAUGAGGGUGAAAGAACACGAACCAAGGAUAACAAUUUGCUUGGGAAAUUCGAGCUGUCCGGGAUCCCACCGGCUCCUCGCGGAGUUCCACAAAUCAACGUCUGUUUCGACAUUGAUGCUAACGGGAUCUUGAACGUGUCUGCGGAGGAUAAAACCACAGGGCAGAAAAACAAGAUCACGAUUACAAACGACAAAGGCAGGCUGUCGAAAGAGGAGAUCGAGAAGAUGGUACAGGAGGCGGAGAAAUACAAGGCGGAAGAUGAAGAACACAAGAAGAAGGUCGAAGCAAAGAAUGCGUUGGAGAAUUACGCCUAUAACAUGAGAAACACUAUAAAGGAUGAGAAGAUAAGCUCGAAGCUGCCUGUGGAUGACAAGAAGAAGGUGGAAGAUGCGGUCGAGGAAGCGAUCCAAUGGUUAGAUGGAAACCAGUUGGCAGAGGUGGAAGAGUUUGAGGACAAGAUGAAAGAGCUCGAGGGGGUAUGCAACCCAAUUAUUGCUAAGAUGUAUCAGGGCGGUGCUGGUGGGCCGGAUAUGGGCGGAAGUAUGGAUGAGGACGCUCCUUCAGCCGGUGGUGCUAGUGGUGGCGCCGGACCAAAGAUUGAGGAAGUGGACUAAUUAGAUUCUUGUUAGGGUUGUUAAUUGUCGUUUGAUGUGGAUGAGUGGUUUGUAAUUGGGGGUUGAACAUGUUUUACUUGAAUUGAUGUUAUAGUUUUUGACCAGAUGUGAGUUUCAUUCCAAGUUACAUA
Helianthus annuus (common sunflower) is the source of this 2396-nucleotide messenger RNA. Its product is annotated as heat shock cognate 70 kDa protein 2. The transcript has 2 exons. The record is from RefSeq and is a predicted model, not a curated record. Gene Ontology annotation, biological process: protein refolding; cellular response to unfolded protein. NCBI's taxonomy places the organism in Eukaryota, Viridiplantae, Streptophyta, Magnoliopsida, Asterales, Asteraceae. Gene Ontology annotation, cellular component: cytoplasm. Gene Ontology annotation, molecular function: misfolded protein binding; ATP binding; ATP-dependent protein folding chaperone. The coding region runs from base 307 to 2265 and encodes 652 amino acids.